CAGCGUCUUGUAGCUAUUUGUCGCAAUGAUGUGUAGAAGCCAUUUGAGAUUGUUUGUCAAUCAUUAUGAUUAUUAAUACUACGUUAAUUCACUGCUAUUUUUGUCAAAAGAGAGAAUCAGAAGAAUCGUAACUAUGAAGCUAAUUAUGAAAAUCUUAAUCAGAGAAUCAAUCAAAUGAUAACUUGGACCAAAUCCUAAAAGUUGUUGCGACUAAUUUUUAAUUAUAAUAAUUGUAUAAACAAUAUUACAUACGAAUAUACAACAAUGCAAGAUUAUUUUUACGAAUAACAAUGCUCAGAUAUCAAUUUUUAACAUGUUAUUUCGCGCAUCUGUAUAUUAUUGAGUAACAUAAAGAAUUCAAGCUCGCUAUUGGAUUAAAAAAUUACAAAAUUGUAUAAAAAUGGACAAUUCAAGGCAACAAGACAGAUCUCUUAGCAGUGGAAUUUCAUUGCCACAAUGGAUGAAAGGAAAAAUGGAUAAUAGAUUCGACUUUGACGAAGCUGCAUUCAGUCCACCAUCUUACGACGAUAGUUUUUUUUAUAUAAGAAAUUCAAAAUCACAAAAUCCCGAAGUAUCGCAACAUGGAUUAAAACAUAUCGUAACUGAGGCUUUGAAUGAAAAUAACACGAGUUCUACAAAUCAGAUAAGGAAUGAAAAAUCCAUUUCCGACUUGAAAGAAAUCAAGGAGAUUGAUUUUAGCAAACAUCCUUUGCCAUGCCAACCGUUUAUACCGAUAAAUAGUAAAAUCGAUGAUAUUAAAUCUCGGAAGAUUCCAGAAGCAGGCGGAAGCAUAAAACCCAAAUCGCAGGGAACGGACGACGGUUUUCACGGUGAACCGGCUCUUUGCGGCAAAUCAAUCGUUCAUGUAGCAAAUCAAAUGAUGUCCGGUAAAUUUGUUAAAAUGUUUGCAUCAGAUCCGCAAUCUCAGCAGACAGAUAACCAAUUAAAAAAUGUUAGUAAGUCAUUACCGACGACACCGUUGACAUCGCCGACAGGAACUCCAGAUAGUUCACCGAAAGCGCGUAGAAAAAUUCACGCUAACAGAUAUUUCACGGGCGCGUUUGUACCAGACAAAGAGAAAUAUCAGGGUAAUUGGAUCUUGGCAAGCAUAUUAGGCCAAUCUAGAGAAAUUAUUACCGCAAAAAUAGAAGAAGAAGCUGAAUCCUUCGCAGACGUGGAACCACGCAAGCCGCUUAAUCGAAAAAAGUCGAUAUCUUCGCAAAAUCUUACAUAUAUAGGAAAAGAAGAAAAAUUAGCGGAUAAGUCGUCGGUUUACGUAAAUAUGUUCGAAGCUAAACCAUCGGAAUUAAGAGAAAUGAAUUUUUGGUCACCGACUUCCAUGUGAAAUUUUAAAUUCGAUUGGAUUAUAUAACUAUGUAGGUAUAAUUAUAUAACUAUGCUUCUACCAAAACAUAUAUUCGAAUUAAUUUAGGUUAAUUCCAUACAAUUUAAUAACUCGUAGCUUUAAUUCUUUAUAAUAUUUCACUAUUUUAGCAAUGUUUCGUACGACGUAUAUAUCAACAUAUUUUACAUAUUCGGAUUUUUAUAAGCGAAAUACUUUGAAAACGAUCAAUAGUAUCAGUACAUACGCAAUAUAAUAGAAUCGUAAACGUUCCAUAGUAAUCGCGUGGAACGGGUGACUUUCUACAUUACCUUCUUUUUAGAUACAACGGCGCAUCCGUAAUCUUAUUAAAUAAAGUAUCAUAUUUUUUUUCACAUCAAUUAGAUAAUUAAUCAAUAAUAAAACAAUUUAAAUCUUUCAAUCGUCUCGUACAUAAAAUGUUACAAUAGAGUCAAUCACAGGCAUAUAUAUAUAAUAUAUGUGUUUAUAAUGACGACUAGACCGCUAACAGUCAUGCGACAGGUAGCCAUUCACAAUUGGGCAGAAUAUAUCCAGGUUGAGAAAAUCAAUAUUUAUUUUUGAUGAAAAAACAAUAUUUAAUAUAACUUUUAUUAUUAUUAUUAUUAUUAUUUUUUAUUUUAUAUUAAAUAUAUACAAAACUUUUAUAUUAAUAUCAGCUUUCUCUUCCAAACUAUGAUCGAUGGACAGUGGGUUAUAUUCUGUUCAAUUACCCUGGCUUAACUCGUCAUAUCUUUUUAUUUAUAUGGCUGGUUAAGUUUAGCACGCGAAUAUACUUAUAUGGCAAUUGACAUUUGCCACAUUGCUGUUCGCAGUAUAAUAUAUAUAUAUAUAUAUAUAUAUAUAU
Messenger RNA from Cataglyphis hispanica, 2207 nucleotides. RefSeq lists its product as uncharacterized. NCBI's taxonomy places the organism in Eukaryota, Metazoa, Arthropoda, Insecta, Hymenoptera, Formicidae. The transcript is spliced from 4 exons. The record is from RefSeq and is a predicted model, not a curated record. Bases 401 to 1345 code for a protein of 314 amino acids.